UAAGUAAAUGUAGGCUUUAAAUGGCUUCAGACUGGUUAUAUGCUGAACCCCACUGCCAGUUUCUGAGCUUUUUUCUCGCUGACCAACGCGUCGCUAGUUUAUUUCCUAAUCUCAAUGCAAUGUUCCGUGAAUUACCGACAGGUGGCGCUCUAACCACUUCAGUUUUGCUCGUGACUCCUCAUAUGUGAGUAAAGCCUACUCCACGAAGGUCAAGCUCAGUCUGUUUGUUUGUUUGUUUGCCUGUUUGUUUGUUUGUGCGUGUGAUAGCGCGAGUGGGCGGUCGGAGUGCGCACGUGUGAAUGAUGUGCGUGCGUAAAUAGUGCGCGCGUAUCUGCUAGGCCGUCUCGUGCAGCUCGUGCGUGUUAAAGGGAAAGAAAGAAAUAAAUGAACGCGAAGUCAAGAGUUUGAGUGUAAAGGAGUUUAAUUAAACUGUAAAUAAUAAUAAUAACCUUAAAUGUAUCAUGUAAGUACAAUUUUAUUUAAACUUUUGAAUUUUACGCACUUUUAUACACGUGACAGUCAAAGCUGGACGUCACAGGGCCCCUUUUUUUAACAAGCUCGUGCCCCAGGGAGCCAAAUAUGAUGGUGUCUUUACUUUGGUCGAUUUAAUGAAGGUCUAUAGCUAUAAACGGAGGACUGUGGAGACCGCAGAGGGGAAACUAUCACCACAUUAUCAUUCUUCACGAAAGAGAUAAUAUCUAGUGAGCCAAAUUAUAGUCUCUCAUAGGCUCUUCAAGGACCCCUCAUGGGCCGACCAGGGAGCAAUACAAAUGCACAGUGGUAUCACCGAGGAAAAGGGCAUUUUCACCGCCCCUGUGGAGCUGCCAUAUCAUCAAAGUUUCUCAGGCAGUACUCUGCACUAGCCCGAAGCUCCGGCUGGAGGACAGAAAUCACUGCCCCCAGAGCCAAGAAGACACCGGAGAGAGGCUGGAUUUAAAACCCGCCCUCCGGAGGGAUCUCGUUUCCCCCAAAAAAACCUCCCAUUUCUCUCUCUCUCACUCUCUCUCUCUCUCUCUUUCUCUCUCUCCCUCUCUCUCUGUCCCUCUCUCUUCCUUUACCUUUAUCCCUCGCCUUUCGCCGUUUCCCCCACCACAAUAAUGGAUCUCACGGCGAGAUGUUUGUUUCUUCUAUCCUGUCUCGGCGUGAUAUUGGCGAUCGAUUUGGAGGCGAUUGAUCCGGGCUACUAUGUGGACCCCACUGCCACAUCAGACGCGAUCGACUAUAAGGAUCCCUGUAAAGCUGUUGCCUUUCUGGGAGACAUUGCUCUGGAUGAGGAGGACCUGCGAUCGUUUAAAGUGGACAGAAUAAUAGAUUUGGCUCAGAGAACCGUCCAGAUUGUUAAUCACACAGAUACAGGAUCCACCAGUCAGAGUAGCCAAAUUAGGCAAGGUUCACGCCGCAGGAAAAGGGCUGCCACCUCCAGACCUGAACGUGUUUGGCCUGAAGGUGUUAUUCCUUAUGUCAUCAGUGGUAACUUUAGUGGUAACGGGCUAUUUCGCCAAGCCAUGCGGCACUGGGAGAAGCACACCUGGUGACCUUAGAGGGAAGCAGAAGAGAGCUAUAUUGUCUUCACCUACCGACCAUGCGUGUGCUGCUCCUAUGUGGGUCGUCGCGGAGGGGGCCCCCAGGCCAUAUCCAUUGGGAAAAACUGCGACAAGUUUGGCAUUGUGGUGCACGAGUUGGGUCAUGUGAUUGGAUUCUGGCACGAACACACACGACCUGACCGAGACGAACACGUCAGCAUUAUCAGGGACAACAUUCAACCAGGACAGGAGUAUAACUUUUUGAAGAUGGAGCCGGGGGAGGUCGACUCUUUGGGAGAAGUCUAUGACUUUGACAGUAUCAUGCACUAUGCCAGGAAUACAUUCUCCAGAGGCAUCUUCCUGGACACCAUCCUGCCACGCUACGAUGUGAACGGAGUGCGACCACCCAUUGGCCAGAGAACCAGACUGAGCAAAGGGGAUAUCGCACAGGCACGCAAACUCUACAAAUGCUCCAGAUGUGGGGACAGUCUGCAGGACAGCAGCGGCAACUUCUCCUCUCCCGGCUUUCCCAAUGGAUACUCGGCCUACAUGCACUGCAUCUGGAGAAUAUCAGUCACACCAGGAGAAAAGAUCAUUCUGAACUUCACAUCCAUGGAUCUGUACAGGAGUCACUUGUGUUGGUACGACCACGUGGAAAUCCGAGAUGGAUACUGGAGGAAGGCACCGCUCAAAGGUCGUUUCUGCGGUGAUAAACUGCCAGAGCCCAUCAUCUCCACCGACAGCCGACUGUGGAUUGAGUUCCGCAGCAGCAGUAACUGGGUGGGAAAAGGUUUCUCCGCUGUUUAUGAGGCCAUCUGUGGUGGGGAGGUGAAGAAAGACAACGGCCAGAUCCAGUCCCCCAACUAUCCUGAUGACUACAGACCCAACAAAGUAUGCGUGUGGAAGAUUACUGUAGCUCAGGGCUACCAUGUAGGCCUUACCUUCCAGUCCUUUGAGAUUGAGAGACAUGACAGUUGUGCCUAUGACUACCUGGAGGUGCGUGAUGGGAACUCUGAAAAUAGUCCCCUGCUGGGUCGCUUCUGUGGCUACGACAAACCAGAUGACAUCAAAACCAGCUCCAACCAGCUGUGGAUGAAAUUUGUUUCAGAUGGCUCCGUCAACAAGGCCGGCUUUGCUGCCAACUUCUUCAAAGAGAUGGAUGAGUGCUCCAAGCCGGACAACGGUCGCUGUGAGCAACGCUGUGUCAACACACUAGGCAGCUACAAGUGUGCCUGUGACCCAGGCUAUGAGCUGGCUGCUGACAAACGCAGCUGUGAGGCUGCCUGUGGAGGCUUCAUCACCAAGCUGAAUGGGUCAAUCACCAGCCCCGGUUGGCCCAGAGAGUAUCCCCCAAACAAGAACUGCAUCUGGCAGCUGGUUGCCCCCACGCAGUACCGCAUCACUCUGCUCUUUGACGUCUUCGAGACUGAGGGCAAUGACGUUUGUAAGUACGACUACGUGGAGGUGCGCAGUGGGCUCUCCGCUGAUUCAAGGCUACAUGGCAAGUUCUGUGGGGCAGAGAAACCAGAAGCUAUCACCUCCCAGUACAACAACAUGCGCAUUGAGUUCAAAUCAGACAAUACAGUGUCCAAAAAGGGCUUUAAAGCGCAGUUCUUCUCAGACAAAGAUGAGUGCUCUAAGGAGAACGGUGGCUGUCAACAUGAGUGUGUCAACACCUUUGGGAGCUACAGCUGUCAGUGCAGAAGUGGCUUUGUGCUGCAUGAGAACAAACACGACUGUAAAGAAGCUGGUUGUGAUCACACUGUGAAUAGUGUGAGCGGUACCAUCACCAGCCCCAAUUGGCCGGAUAAAUACCCCAGCAAGAAGGCAUGCACCUGGGCACUCACCACCACUCCGGGCCACCGCAUCAAAAUCGCCUUCAAUGAGAUCGACAUGGAGGCCCACCUGGAGUGUGCUUAUGACCACAUUGAGCUUUACGAUGGGCGAGAUGGAAAAGCUCCAAGUCUGGGUCGCUUCUGUGGCACCAAGAAGCCCCCACCUAUCAUGUCUAGCGGCAAUAAGCUGUUCAUUCGCUUCUUCUCUGAUAACUCUGUGCAGAAGAAAGGCUUCGAGGCUUCACAUACUGCAGAGUGUGGAGGUCGCCUAAAAGCUGAAGUCAAAACCAAGGACCUGUUCUCCCAUGCCCAGUUUGGGGACAACAACUAUCCCGGAGCUUCCGACUGUCAGUGGGUGAUCGCAGCGGAGAAAGGCUAUGGCGUGGAGCUCAUCUUUCAGACCUUUGAGAUUGAGGAGGAGGCCGACUGCGGCUAUGACUACAUGGAGCUCUUCGAUGGAGCUGACACCAAGUCUCCACGGCUGGGACGUUACUGCGGCUCUGGGCCUCCAGAGGAGAUCUACUCGGCCGGUGACUCCAUUGUGAUCAAGUUCCGCUCUGACGAUACAAUCAACAAAAAAGGAUUUCACGUCCGCUACACCAGUACCAAGUUCCAGGACACACUGCACUCACGCAAGUGACCAGCGGGGGCCGGAAGGGGCCGUGCAGGGCAGAGGGGCAAACGAAGGGGCCCCCAGGGGAGGCGCCAGCCUGACGCUCGGAAACCUUCGGCCACCAAGAUGAAUCAGACACGACCGAACAGCCGCAAGACCACCAACCGCACCUCAGCUCCUAGGGGCUCUAGCUCCCCCCACAGACUGUGAGGAGUAAAGCCAUUCUGCAGUACACCUUGUUUUUACCUUUUUAUGGUUAGGAUUGGGGUGGGAGGAUGAACGUCCGCUUUAGGUGGACAGUAGGGGAAAAGUUUUUGACCCAUCCCCUCCAGAUAUUUUGUGUUUUUUCUUUCUUUUUUUCGUUUUUUUUUUAAACAUGC
Molecule: messenger RNA, 4351 nt
Organism: Morone saxatilis (striped sea-bass)
Lineage: Eukaryota; Metazoa; Chordata; Actinopteri; Moronidae
Gene: bmp1a
Product: bone morphogenetic protein 1a
Biological process (GO): proteolysis
Molecular function (GO): serine-type endopeptidase activity; zinc ion binding; metalloendopeptidase activity
Source: RefSeq, a predicted model, not a curated record